Messenger RNA from Trypanosoma conorhini, 603 nucleotides. Its product is annotated as putative retrotransposon hot spot (RHS) protein. The transcript has a single exon. The record is from RefSeq and is a predicted model, not a curated record. NCBI's taxonomy places the organism in Eukaryota, Euglenozoa, Kinetoplastea, Trypanosomatida, Trypanosomatidae. The annotation marks the transcript as partial.
AUGCCUGGGAGGCGCGAGGAACAAGUUCACGCUGCGGCGGAGGGGAAUCCCGCCACAGAUGUGCCGCAGGGACAGUACAGGGCAAGGUCGGGGCCCGGCAGCGACACGCGGCAACCUGCGGCACAGCGCCGAAGGGUGGAGGAAGCACCGCCGGCCCUGAGGUGGACUCUUGCAAGCACGGUGGAGGAAGUACUGCUGGAGGGAAGCGUGCGCCCCGACAGAAUGAAGCUGAACGACUUCCUUCGCAGCCAAUUGGACGGCGUGGGCGUGGAGCCAAGGAACGAGAGCGUCUCUAUGGAGGAUUUUCUUGCGGGGCCCGGGACAUUCAUCACAAGUGAGGGAGUGUUGGACACAAUAAAGAAGACCGAGCUGUUCAAGAGCGUGGAAGAAGCACGCAAGCUUGCGGGCCAGGGCGUGAGCACUCUCCAGCACUGGAGGGGGUUUGCAAGGAGGGGCGCGGCUAGUCCUCAAGCAAGGGGGAAUCUGGACGCAGCGCUUGACGCGGCGGUGGAGGAGGAAGCGAGGCAGAGGCGGGAAGAGUUGGAGAAACUGCCUCGGGGAAAGAUGAUGUACCGGUCGGUGUACGAGGCGAAGUGGGGCUAC